AUGGUCAGUGAAAAUGUCUCAGUGGAGGUGAUACUCUCUGGGAUCAUAGGAUUAACCACUUGGAAAAGACCCAUGAUUCUCCUGGUCAACCUCUUUGUGUUGCUCUCUGUGGUCUGUGUCCUCCUCAACCUCGCCGGAUUUAUCCUUGGCUGCCAAGGGGCCCAGUUUGUGGCCAGCGUGCCCAGGUGUGAUCUGGUGGAUUUAGGCGAAGGCAAGAUUUGUUUCUGCUGUGAAGAAUUCCAACCAGCCAAAUGCACCGACAAAGAAAAUGCCUUGAAACUCUUCCCGGUUCAGCCCUGCAGCGCCGUUCAUCUGCUACUCAAGAAAGUCCUCUUCGCCCUGUGUGCCUUGAAUGCGUUGACCACCACCGUCUGCCUGGUGGCUGCCGCCCUGCGCUACCUCCAGAUAUUUGCCACCAGGAGAUCCUGCAUUGAUGAAUCCCAGGUGCCUGCUGAGGAAGCGGAAGAACACGGACGUAUCCCAGACCCCGACGACUUCGUGCCACCCCUGCCGCCCCCUUCCUAUUUCGCCACCUUUUACUCGUGCACACCCCGGAUGAACCGCAGGAUGGUUGGUCCUGAUGUUAUCCCACUGCCCCACAUCUACGGAGCGAGGAUCAAAGGCGUGGAAGUGUUCUGCCCUCUGGACCCGCCGCCUCCCUAUGAAGCUGUGGUGAGCCAGACGGACCAGGAGCAGGGGCCUUCAUGCCAAAUGCCAGAAGGAACAGAAGCUGCGGCGAGCCCGUCAGAACCAGUCUGCACACAAGUGACACAAGGUGGGGACACUCUCAACACACCUGGAGAAGAAAGCACGGCCUUGUCAGGUGCCAACACCAGCUUGGUGCCUCCUGAGAGGAGCCAGAGACCUUUCCAGCCCCUCCGGACGAGGUCAAAGAGCGACCCUGGGCUCCAUCAUUCCACAGAGAGAGCCGCCCCGGUGCUCAGCUGCGAAGCCGCGACGCAGACGGAAGGCAGAUUGGCUGUGGCGGCCGUGACUUUGAGGCGAGGGGCGCGGUGCCGAGCUGUGCGAGCCAGGCCCCGGUCUCUGAUAGAUUACAAGUCCUACAUGGACACCAAGCUGCUGGUGGCCCGGUUCCUGGAGCAGGCCUCCUGCCGCAUGACCCCAGACGUGCAGGAACUGGUGGAGAACAUCAAGUCCGUCCUCAAGUCUGACGAGGAGCACAUGGAGGAGGCCGUGACCAGCGCCAGCGUCUUGGAGCAGAUAAUGGCCCCCCUGCAGCCCAGCACUGCCAGGAGCUCUGCGCCACCUGCGCGGAGACAGCCGGGCUUGCUGCAUCUGCAGAGCUGUGGAGACUUGAGCACCUGUAUCCCAGCAGGGAGACCCCGAGCCGAGCGGAGGCCCCAGGGGCGAGCAGAGGCCGAGCGGCCCCACAGCCUCAUCGGUGUCGUCCGAGAGACUGUCCUGUGACCCUGCAGGACCAGGUUCCCAUCCACCUGCAGCGCAGGGAGGGAGAAGAGAGGGGCUCUGGAAGGCGGGAGCCGCCCCAAGGGGCAAGAGCCCCUUCAAGUGUUCCUCACCAUGCAACUUCAUGGCUGCAAGUUGGGGGGCCCUUUGGAGAACUCUCCCCAGAGGGGCCGCUCCAGAGAACAUCUGUUUCCACUCGUGGGCUCAGUGUUGCGGAUGGAAGGCCUUUGAGGGGUCAAGCGGCUCCCCCAGAGCCCGUGGCCUCUUCAGGCGCCAUACUACAGGGGCAAGGAAGGGAUGUGUCUCCACCACCCUUCCCACUGCUCUGGAGGCCCUGGGCCCUGAUCGGGCUGAGAAAGGGGCUAAUGAUUCUCUGCCUCCUUCCCUGCUCCCACCAGUGACUGGAACGAGGACGUGGAGGGCUGGUCUGCUUGGUGUUUGGGGGACACGAUGGGCAACCCCCAAAGGGCCGGAGCAGUCAGGCCUUGCUCUAGGUUGCCCUCAAAUCACAUACUCUUUAGGCAAAACAGGAAACUUCGGAAGCGGUGACUUUUACUGAAAGAAAUAUUUAGGGAGAGAAAUAUCAUUGCUCCCAUUUAUUCGUGCUUGCUGCACUAGACCUAGCUGAGGCGGAACUGAGAAUAAACAUGUUUACUUUGCA
Messenger RNA from Echinops telfairi (small Madagascar hedgehog), 2086 nucleotides. RefSeq names its product family with sequence similarity 189 member A2 (gene ENTREP1). The transcript is spliced from 11 exons. Lineage: Eukaryota; Metazoa; Chordata; Mammalia; Afrosoricida; Tenrecidae. The coding region runs from base 1 to 1428 and encodes 475 amino acids. The record is from RefSeq and is a predicted model, not a curated record. Gene Ontology annotation, cellular component: membrane.